Molecule: messenger RNA, 1078 nt
Organism: Passer domesticus (house sparrow)
Lineage: Eukaryota; Metazoa; Chordata; Aves; Passeriformes; Passeridae
Gene: DMRT1
Product: doublesex and mab-3 related transcription factor 1
Exons: 5
Coding region: 5-1063 (352 amino acids)
Biological process (GO): germ cell development; regulation of transcription by RNA polymerase II; sex differentiation
Cellular component (GO): nucleus
Molecular function (GO): RNA polymerase II cis-regulatory region sequence-specific DNA binding; DNA-binding transcription factor activity, RNA polymerase II-specific
Source: RefSeq, a predicted model, not a curated record
UGCGAUGCCCAGUGACACCCCGGCCUUCAGCAAGCCCUCGGACGUCGCGGGCCCGGGGGACAAGGCGAACAGCUUCGGGAAGGCAGCGGCCCCCAUGGCGGCCGCCCCGGCGGACAGCGGCGCCGCUGCAGCGGGGAAGAAGCGGCCGCGACUGCCCAAGUGUGCCCGCUGCCGCAACCACGGCUACUCCUCGCCGCUGAAGGGGCACAAGCGCUUCUGCAUGUGGCGGGACUGCCAGUGCAACAAGUGCAGCCUAAUCGCCGAGCGCCAGCGCGUCAUGGCAGCGCAGGUUGCCCUAAGAAGACAGCAAGCUCAGGAAGAGGAACUGGGAAUCAGCCACCCAGUGCCCCUGCCCAGUGUCCCUGAGACGUUUGUUAAGAAGAACAGUGGUGGCAGCUCUUGCCUCUCGCUGGAAAGCAGCAGCCCAAUGCACUCGACAGGUACAGCCAUGACAACAGCCAGUACACCACCAGAGGGACGGAUGCUCAUUCAGGACAUCCCUUCCAUCCCCAGCAGAGGGCACUUGGAGAGCACAUCUGAGUUGGUUGUGGACUCCGCCUACUACAGCAGUUUUUACCAGCCUUCUCUGUAUCCUUGUUAUAACAACCUGUACAACUACUCCCAGUACCAGAUGGCAGUGGCCAGUGAGCCUUCCUCAAGUGAGACAGGGGGUACAAUUGUAGGGUCAGCCAUGAAGAACAGCCUUCGAAGUCUCCCAGCAACAUACAUGCCGAGCCAGUCAGGAAAACAGUGGCAGGUGAAGGGCAUGGAGAGACACCACGCCGUCAGCCCCCAGUACCGCAUGUGUUCCUACUACCCCCCUGCCUCCUACCUGGGACAGGGGGUUGGCGCUCCCAUGUGCCUCCCCCAAAUCCUGACCCCUGAGGACAUCCCCUCCUCCUCGGAGUCAAAAGCGAGAGUGUUUUCGCCGCCCAGCAGCCAGGAUUCCGGCCUGGGCUGCCUGUCGAGCAGCAGCGAGAGCACCAAGGGGGACCUGGAGUGCGAGCCCCCGGCGGAGCCCGGCAACUUCGCGAUGAGCCCGGUGCAGGAGAGCGGCGAGUAGCCGCGGCGCGGCGGC